AUGAGUAAACAAACGAGAAAGAGUUACCUUGUUGCCAUCAAACUUGAAGCAAUUGAUUACGCAAAAUAUGUAGGCAAUAGAGCAGCAGGACGAAUGUUCGCUGUUACUCACACCCAGAUAGCACAAUGGAGGAAGAAAGAAGAAGAACUGAAAAAAGCUAACAUGAGAAGUAGACGAGUCGGUUCUGGUAAAGAAGCAGCGUAUCCAUUAGCAGAGGACGCUUUAAAAGAAUGGAUCGUCGAUUUACGCAACAGAGGAAUAGGCGUCACUUCAUCUAUUAUUAAAUCUAAAAUGACCGAAUUCCUCUCAUACAGUUUCAGCGAACAAUAUCCAAAUGCUGCACAAGACUUUAAAGCGUCUGAUAGUUGGUUUAACCUCUUCCUAAGACGACACAAUUUCUCCCUUCGUAGACGUACCAAGAUCGGCCAGAAAUUACCCCAAGAAAUACAGCAAAAAGUUGCUAACUUCCACGAAUUUAUUAAAAAUAUUCGUCUACAAAACAACUUUGAUCCUACCCGUAUAAUCAACCUUGAUGAAACACCUGUCUUUUUUGAUAUGGUGGGAGCCCUUACUAUUGAUUACAAAGGAGUGAAAACGGUCCAUAUAAGAACAACAGGAAACGAUAAAAACAGAUUUACCUGCGUGCUUGCUGUAUUAGGAGACGGCACAAAACUUCCUCCUAUGGUCAUAUUUAAGGGUAAAAGACUACAGAAGGGAGAUUACCCACCAGAUGUGAUUGUGCGGAUGAAUAAGAAUGACUCGUUUAGAGGGCAUCUAACCCAAACCGUUAAAAGUAAAUGUCAAGAAAAAAAUCUUGUCUUAGGGGUUAUUCCAGGUGGGCUUACAUCUAUAGUUCAACCGUUAGAUGUGUCGAUUAACAAACCAUUUAAAAAUAGAUUAAGGGAAAAGUGGCGUACGUGGAUGGCGGAGGGUAAAUUCGAGAUGACAAGAGGAGGAAAUUUAAAGAGGCCUGACAAUUCUUUAAUGUGUCAUUGGAUCAGUGAAGCUUGGUCUGAUAUCCCAUAUGAGAUUAUAGUGCAGUCAUUUAAAACCUGUGGGAUAUCUAACGAUCUCAAUGGUACAGAAGAUAAUUUAAUAUGGAAGGAAAACAGUGAAAAUGCUGGAGAGAGGGAUGAACCAGUUAUAGUUUUACCAGAGGACGUUUGUGAAGAUGAGGAAUGA
Messenger RNA from Paraglomus occultum, 1182 nucleotides. Lineage: Eukaryota; Fungi; Glomeromycota; Glomeromycetes; Paraglomerales; Paraglomeraceae. The record is from the annotation of a GenBank genome assembly.